AUGCCCAUCCGCAAGCCUCCCCGCCGGCCUCCAGCCCCCCUGCGCCGCCAGAGCUGGCUCGACCGCCUCCACUCCACCCUCUCGACCCUGGACGACCUCCCUUACGCAGGCAAAGACGUAGGAAUGGGCGAAGGCGACGGCGACGGCGACGGCAUGCGCGACAUCUCCUCCCCCUCCCCUUCCUCCGACAUCCCCAUGCGCUCCCCCUCUCCCCCAUCCAACGAACCCGCAGAACCCGCCACGGGCCGUCGGCGCUUCGCAACCGCCGUGCUGAUCGACCGCAAGGCCGACCGCGCGCACGUCGCUGCGCUGCGGCGCAAGCGGGCGGCGGAGUGGGUGGGGCACACGCAGCCGGCGGCGAAGAGGCGGCGGGAAGAGCAGGGCGGGGCGGAGGGGGAGGGGAGUGGGAGUGGGAUCAAGAAGCGGCGGCCAGCGCUCAAGCCGCCGAAGACGGCGACGAGGGCGUGGAGGGCGGGGCUGCCGACGAUUGAGGAGGAGCCGGAGAGCCCGAGGGGGAUGACGGCGGAUGUGGACUUUUUGCGGAGGUUUGAGGCGGCGAGGCGGAGGUCGGCGAGGCGGGCUGAGAUGGGCGAGACGGCUGCCCGGGAUGAUAGGGGCGGCGAUGGGCUUGGGUUCUUGGACGAUGCGCGGUUGGGGGGUAGAGAUGACGGGCUGGGGUUUUUAGAUUUCGCCGAGGCGGGAUAUCGUUUGAGGGAGCCGAGGGCGCUGUUUAGACGGAGUGGUGAUGGCGACGAUUCAAGUUCCCUGGUGGCUGGCGAUGGAGCACAUCUCGAUCCGAUUACGCUUCAGCUUGCUCUGGCCCCUGUGGAGGAUCUGGAUUGGCAGGCUGUUGGGGAUGAGGGGACGUGGCAUGCUAUUGUGGAGGAUGAAGAUGAGGGGGAUUAUGGGGAUGAGGGGGACGAUGGGUAUGAUGGGUAUGAUGGGGAUGGUGGGGAUGAUGGAGCUAGGAACGUUGAGGAUGCUCUAAUAGCUGGGGAAAGAGAUGAUGAAGAAGGGGGAGUACAUGAAGACGAUGGUGGCGAUUGGCCGCAGGAUGAGUCUAGGGGGAAUGGGAAUGAUCGAGGAGGUCAAAACGAAAACGACGAAGACGAGUUGUGGCACCAUCCGCCCACCAUUAUCGACCUCGACUUCGCUGACCUGCACAACCCAGCGAUUCUUCACCAUUACCUGCUACACAGGCGCAGGGAGCUCCAGAGCUUCGCUCGGGGCCUCACUGUCCAGAACACUGCGGACUUCCGGGCAUUACAGAAUAUGGGCCCUUCAGAGUAUCGCUUUCGCCUAGGAGAAUUAACGCAUGUCGUCCAACAGAUUCACGAGGAGCUGGGCGACCCCGACAACGACUCGGGUAUAAGCCCCCUCCUCCUCAGCGACAUUACCGACCCGGAUGUUUUGACGAUACUGGACCCGCAUCUCCGGGACUUCGCUCGAGGGAUCAUAAAUGCGAAUGCUGCCAGUUUCGAGACCAGGCGGGCGAUGAACGAAACAGAAUACAGAGACGCCUUGACCGACUUGACGAACGCUGUUAUAGAUAUUCGUCAGGGACAGGGGCAAGUCUACGCAGGUUGCCAGAGCAGCUCCGAUGGCCCCAGUGACGCAAAUAUCAAUUUCGCCGACCUAUACGAACCCGAAAUCCUGAACGAGCUGGCUCCCAACCUCGAGGCUUUUGCGCGAGGGCUCACGAAUCAGGGCCCGGACGAGUUCGAGGCCAUGCAAGCCAUGGAGCGAGACGCAUACGAGACCGCCUUGCGGGAUUUAGCGAGCGCCGUUGCGGCAGUUCGAUGGUCAAUGAUGGGCGCAGGACCUGCCGAAGACCCGAACUCAAUCUUUUUCAACGACUUGUUCAACGCGGAUUAUCUGGCCCAGCUGCCCGAGCAUCUGCAGACUUUUAUGAGGGGGCUUGCGAACCAGAAUUCAGCGGAUUUUGCGGCUGUGAGGGCAAUGGACAUGAUGGAGUACGCACUGGCUCUAAACGCGUUGGAGGAGAGUAUCGUAGCGAUGCGGGCGGAGGGGCUGAGCGAUGAUGCUGGAAGUGGUCAAGACGGAAACAGCCAAGGGCGAAGUAACCAAAACGCCGACGACGACAACGUACCGCUCCUCAACCUCGCUGACUUGUAUGACGAAGAAAUGUUGAGGAGGCUGGAUCCUGAUCUUGAGGAUUUCGCGAGGCAAAUCGCGGCGCAGAACCCAGCGGACGUGGGGGACAUUCGGCCUGCUCAGGGCGAUGAGAACCAUGCGGCUCUCAUGGCGCUUUUGGUGGUACAGUUGAAUGAGGUUCGAGCGCGGGCGGAGGGCAGAGCAGCAAGGAAAGGUCCCACUGCAGGUAAAGUUCCUGCUGUUAGAGGCCAAGCUCCUGCUGUGCGUGGUGCUUAUAGACAAGGUGGUGGUGAUCAGCCUCCUGGCGGUUCUUCUAGCAGUUCUUCCGAUGAUCAAAGUAACGGAGGAGGAAGGGGGUUUGGAAUAGGGGGUGGAGGGAGUUCUUCUGGUUCUUCUGGUGAUUCAGCCAGUCGAUUUAUGGAAGCUCUACUCGAAGCGGGCGAUAGGCUUCACAGAUUGACGGAAAUACCGGAGCCCAGGGACCUGCCGCGGGCGGUAUUAAACCACAUCAGACGGCGCGUGGUGCUGAUUCGAAACAAUGAUCCCGCAGUAACCGAUUACGAGGCGUGGUACAGAGCGUACAGAGAAUUACUGCGCAUUGAGCAUGUUUGCCGGGUGGGCCGCCCAGAAGAUCCAGGAGACCCUAUUGCUGCGUGGUAUGACGCAUAUAUACCACUAGCGAAUCUGCCCCGAGCAGACCGGUUGAGACUCCGGUUUCUUGGAGAUCGUGCGGCAGAGGCACUUUUAGCACUUAACGCCGAAGGAGACCAGAGAACUUGGACGUACAAGAAGAUGCUGGGUGCUGGAGGUUUUGGUGUUGCCAGACUCUAUGUCAAAACAGAUGCACGGAACAAUAUCGUAGAUAGAGUGGUUAUCAAGAUUAUGAGGAUUGGUAGACCUCAAGGCGACCAGGAAGCCAUACAGGAGGUUAACAACUGUCGGGAGAUUCGACAGCUGAAUAUCCGAUAUUGCGUGGGUAUCCGUGGAGACAAUAUGUUCCGUGUUCCCGCAAGAGUAGACCGGCCAUUGUCGACUCAACAUAGCAUAUUCUUCGAAUACUGCCCUUACGGAACUUUAGAAGACCUUAUUAAACAGUGGGCCGCGGCUGACGACCAAAUCCCAGAGCUCUACGUAUGGCACAUAUUGCGCGGGAUGGCCGAAGCGCUUUGGCACUUGGAGUGUGGAAGAACCCUUACCCAUGGCGUCGAUAAUGGCUAUCCAGCACCCUUUGUCCAUUUCGACAUCAAACCGGCGAACAUCUUCGUGGCCGAAAACACUCCUGGCUACCCAUUUGAGGACUAUAACAAGCCUGUAUUAGGUGACUUCGGCUUAGGUAGAUUCAUCCCCGACUGGGACUAUACUCAAGAUGCGGGCGGGACCCGCGGGUUCACGGCGCCGGAGAUCGACCUCCUGACCAACGAUCACGCCGAUUUUCAAAAUAACCGCGACGCUCUAGGACGGGGGCGUGCCGACAUCUGGUCGCUCGGUAUGACUAUAUGGUGCAUCAUGCGCCUCGUCACUACGCCAGCGCAGAUAUCACACAACCACCCGCACCCAGACGACCUCCCACAGCCCCACCCACUCGACGCCAUGGAUUACAUGCCUUCCCGCGCGACCUCGGGGAUGCGGCUCUACUCGCUCGACCUGGAAGAGCUAGUAACGGCCUGUUUGUCCUGGAGGCCACAGGAUCGGCCCUCAGCCGGCGACCUCGUGCGCCGCAUCAACAACUGCCUGAACAUGCGCACGGACUUGCCACGGUAUCAAGAGAAUAUAACUAUCGAAAGACUUAGGCCGCCUCUGCCAUCAAUUGCGAAUCGCGACACCUUGAGGCUGGAGCGGCGUGAUCCUGUCGGGAAUCCGCCAGCGCCCGGAACCCUCCCUAAUGAGAUCCAGUUACGCCUUCCGGUCACAGGCCAGUGGCCCGAGAGGUGGCCGGCCCCGGCGGUCCCAGACAACUAUGGGGUCGGGGGUGUGGCGCCAACUACGCCGUUCCGUAAAAACGUGUUGCAAGACCGUCAAGGCGGUCUCAUCGAUCCUCGCGCUGUGAUAGCCUCGAAGAGACGAAACAUGGCGCAGAGAGGACGCGGGGCGACUUGGUUGGGGGCUCAGCUUGGGGUCAUAGGCCAGUAGAUAGGGCAUACCGCAAUUCGACAAUCUGGAUCGGUUCAGGUAGCUCAUCUAGAGAUGUUGGACUUGAAAACAGUGGUACACUCAGCAGUUCAACACCGUCUGAGGUGGCCCGGCGGGCUAUCAGGCUUACCAAAGCUGGUACUUCAUAGAUUACAAUAACAUGCUGGAAGACCUCAAGCGGUGCUAGGCAAGUGUACAGUACUAGGCCAUACGUCUGGGCAUGUGGAUUUAUCACUGCCUGGCUCCAAUCAAUGAGGUGCGUUGGCG
Molecule: messenger RNA, 4512 nt
Organism: Mytilinidion resinicola
Lineage: Eukaryota; Fungi; Ascomycota; Dothideomycetes; Mytilinidiales; Mytilinidiaceae
Exons: 7
Coding region: 1-4245 (1414 amino acids)
Biological process (GO): protein phosphorylation
Molecular function (GO): protein kinase activity; ATP binding
Source: RefSeq, a predicted model, not a curated record